AUAAUUGCCCCCUAUCAUUUUUUUCAACUUUCCCUCACUCACCUGGCUCGGCAUUCCACCUAACCCCUCCCCAUCUCCUCCCAAAAUUAAAGAAAAAGUAGCUCCAUUUCUUUCUUCUUCCUCAGCUAGAACUAGCUGUUGUUUCUUUCUUCUUCCUCAGUUCCAUGGCUGUGGCUCUCCUCCACCACCUCCUCGAUGGCAAUCAAACUCUUCAUUUUCUGUCAAAAUCAAGUGCUUGCAGACGGCCAUUCACUCUCAGGCCUAUAAGGGUCACCAUGUCCCAUAACCAAUCUUAUUGGACCUCCAUCAAUGGUGAGAUUGAGGCCCAUCUCAAGCAAACCAUUCCGCUACGGCCUCCACUUGAAGUCUUCGAGCCCAUGAGACAUUUUGUUUUAUCAGCCCCUGAAACCACUGCCCCGGCACUGUGUGUUGCUGCAUGUGAGCUCGUCGGCGGCCAUCGGGACCAAUCCAUAGCGACGGCCUCCGCACUCCACCUCAUGUAUACGGCCUCGUUUGUUCACGAGCAACUUCCAUUGACAGACAGGCCUAGGCCCAAGUCCAGGCCCAUGACCCACCAUACUUACAACCCAAACAUAGAGCUUCUCAUCCCGGAUGCCAUGGUUCCUUUUGGGUUUGAAUUAUUAGCUAAAGCAGACGACCCGACCCAAAAUAACUCGGACCGUAUCUUGAGGGUGAUCAUCGAGAUUGCACGUGCCAUGGGUUCACAAGGAAUGGUUGAGGGCCAAUACCACGAAUUGGAAUCCUCUUCUCAAUGGGACAAUGAGGAAGUAAGCAACAUUGCAUGGAUUGAGCAUGUGUGCAAGAAGAAAGACGGCGGAUUACACGCAUGCGCCGCCAUGUGUGGGGCAAUCCUAGGAGGAGGAGGUGAGGAGGAAAUAGAGAAGCUGAGGAGAUUUGGUCUAUAUGUGGGGAUGAUAAGAGGGAUGUCAAGUGGUAUUGGAAAAAAAGAAAAAGGAUUAGUAAGAGUGGUUGAAGAGCUAAGAAAUUUGGCACUCAAGGAAUUGGACGAAUUCGAGGGAGGAAAAUUCGAGGCAAUUUCUAGCUUUGUUAAUGCUUGAGAUGAGAGGUCUUGAUGUUGAUUUAAGGAAAGAAGAGGAACAUAUGGGACAGGGCAUGACAUGGAUUCAAACCUCACAAGUUGUGUCAAACUUGUUUAUUUCUAUGUCGAACUUAGUUUUGUCGUGAAACAUGUUUGGCCAUGAUUGUAAUUUUCUGAGAAUUUACUGCGAUUGGUGACUAUUUCA
Messenger RNA from Carya illinoinensis, 1265 nucleotides. RefSeq names its product heterodimeric geranylgeranyl pyrophosphate synthase small subunit, chloroplastic-like. The transcript has a single exon. Gene Ontology annotation, biological process: isoprenoid biosynthetic process. Gene Ontology annotation, molecular function: prenyltransferase activity. NCBI's taxonomy places the organism in Eukaryota, Viridiplantae, Streptophyta, Magnoliopsida, Fagales, Juglandaceae. The record is from RefSeq and is a predicted model, not a curated record. Bases 165 to 1079 code for a protein of 304 amino acids.